Molecule: messenger RNA, 1155 nt
Organism: Meriones unguiculatus (Mongolian gerbil)
Lineage: Eukaryota; Metazoa; Chordata; Mammalia; Rodentia; Muridae
Gene: Timm9
Product: translocase of inner mitochondrial membrane 9
Exons: 7
Coding region: 500-769 (89 amino acids)
Source: RefSeq, a predicted model, not a curated record
AUUCUCUGGUGGUUUUAGAAUUCACUGAGGUUACUUGCUUUUCCUUCGGCGCUGACCCGUGGUGUAACGAAUCUGCGUCCAGGGACCAGCAGCUCCGCUUGACAUCGCUGCCCCCACGUGUUCUCCUCUGCACAGCGGCGCGGCGCCCUCUCUCUUACCGACCCUCCGAGCCCAGACUCUGCCCACGCCGCAGCCCUUCAGCCCGGCACCGGCGUCUGAUGCGAGAGCCUGUGGCUAAAACACAAGGGCCCGCAUCCUUCCCUGCUGUCAUAUUGGAGGACGCAUUGCUGAGAGCUUUUUGCCAGAGGCUUUUAAAAUAGAUUAAGUAAAACAAUGUAAGAUAUAAACUCUGGAAAUGCCUCUCCCAAGAGCUGGGAUUCAAGGAAAGAAAUCCAGCCUCACUGAAGACAUUCAAACAGAAGGCGGGACAGUUCCUUUUCCAGAGCAGAAAGGAAACUCAUGCAUCAGAAAAGGUGACUAAGAAACAUACUUAAAGAACAUGGCUGCACAAAUACCAGAAUCUGACCAGAUAAAACAGUUUAAGGAGUUCCUGGGAACCUACAAUAAACUUACAGAAACCUGCUUUUUGGACUGUGUUAAAGACUUCACAACAAGAGAGGUGAAACCUGAAGAGGUUACCUGUUCAGAACAUUGCUUACAGAAAUAUUUAAAAAUGACACAGAGAAUAUCCAUGAGAUUCCAGGAAUAUCACAUUCAGCAGAACGAAGCCCUGGCAGCCAAAGCAGGGCUCCUGGGCCAGCCACGGUAGACAGGCCCUGAGGCAUGGACUCGCACUGAAAGAUUGCCAGCAGCUGUUGCACUGGAGAUGAGGAUUCAUCUGGUAGAACCCCCUGACACACAGCAGGACUCGUGGUACAUCAUCUGCCAGGACUACCUGGCCAGUGGAAACCACCGGAGAAAAAUCACUGCUCACCAGAAGGAAUCAAAACAGAAGGCCUUACUACUGUGCAGUAAAAAUGGUAAGAUGCAACACUGUCGAGGCCUUAAGAUUCAGCUGCUGGUCACCUUGGUUACAGAAAUAAACCACUGUUCCUUUCUUUGUGACUGUUAAUUUUAAAAGCAAAAUGUGUCCAAUCAUGUAUGAGAUAGAAAAAAUUUAUUACUAAAAGUAAAAAUAAAUGAGAAUAUCACUGA